UAAAAUAAUGGGCGGCUAACUUUUCAAUGUAUACAUAUUUUCGUUGAACUGCUUCUUCUCAACUCAUCAAGCAAAAAGCAUCAUGUCUGGACGUGGCAAAGGAGGAAAAGGACUUGGAAAGGGAGGCGCCAAGCGCCAUAGAAAGAUUCUCCGUGACAACAUCCAGGGAAUCACUAAGCCUGCCAUCAGACGUCUGGCUCGUCGUGGUGGUGUCAAGCGUAUCUCUGGACUGAUCUAUGAGGAGACACGUGGUGUCCUGAAAGUGUUCCUUGAGAACGUCAUCCGUGAUGCUGUCACCUACACUGAGCAUGCCAAGAGAAAGACUGUGACUGCUAUGGAUGUCGUCUAUGCUCUGAAGAGGCAAGGACGCACUCUGUAUGGAUUUGGAGGCUAAACAUCUCAUUUUCAACUGAACUCAACUGGUUCUUCUAAGAACCACCACAUUUCAUUAAGAGUCACCAUUUCAUUUUUUGUCUUUUGUGAAUUAACUACUAAAUAAUUCAGUUUACCAA
Halichondria panicea is the source of this 512-nucleotide messenger RNA. Its product is annotated as histone H4. The transcript has a single exon. Lineage: Eukaryota; Metazoa; Porifera; Demospongiae; Suberitida; Halichondriidae. The record is from RefSeq and is a predicted model, not a curated record. Gene Ontology annotation, biological process: nucleosome assembly. Gene Ontology annotation, molecular function: DNA binding; protein heterodimerization activity; structural constituent of chromatin. Bases 83 to 394 code for a protein of 103 amino acids. Gene Ontology annotation, cellular component: nucleosome.